Messenger RNA from Rosa rugosa (rugosa rose), 975 nucleotides. RefSeq lists its product as uncharacterized. The transcript is spliced from 4 exons. Lineage: Eukaryota; Viridiplantae; Streptophyta; Magnoliopsida; Rosales; Rosaceae. The record is from RefSeq and is a predicted model, not a curated record. The coding region runs from base 422 to 748 and encodes 108 amino acids.
CUCUCUCUCUCUCUCUCUCCCCGAUCACCAUGUCGUCGUCGUCGUCAUCGGAGGAGGAAGCAGACUCUGAAUCUCCGAUCAGCAUGUCAUAGCAUCCACAACCUCUUUCCCGCCUCAUCUUGACGCCUAUCUCGAACUGCCGCGUGCGACCUUCGCCGCCCUUCGCUGCCACAAGGACCAUGUGCUCCGCCUCAACCUCCGCCUCUUGGAGGACCGAAUCGCCGCCACCACCGUCAACGGUUGUGAUGGUGUUUCUGCAUGCUUCUCCGGAGAGAAGUACAGGCACAGCGCCUUGCUCUAUUCUCUGAGGAACAAGGAAGGUUUUGCCGCGCACAGCUCUGAGAUACCGCUCAUUUGCUCCUAUCCCGGUUUUCUGGCGACGUUAGAUUGGUCAGACUACAGUUAUCAACUCAGCAUUGAGAUGCCGACGGAGACUUUUAAGCAACUUAUCAAUUCUUUGAGCUUGUAUGGGUUUGCAGUUCGUGCCACCGUGACAAUUACUCAAAUCAUGUUCCGUGUAGUCAAUGAGGAGGUUGUUCUGAGGGCAGAGGCUGAGGUCUACAAGAUUCUGCGUUCGAGAAGUCGAUAUCCGUAUUUGUUGGAAUUUGGUCUCCAUCAAAAGAGUGCAUUCCUGAAUGCGGCGAGUCUAUCAGACAGAGUUAGGCUUCACCAGCUUUUGGAUUUACGCACUGUGUUGGAGGUACCUGUUAAGGGACUCGGUAGCAUCCUGUUUUGUUUUAAGCUUUAGGUGAUCAUCUAUGAGUCAAAAUUUACAUGUAUUUUCUCUGUCCUCGACUGAAAAUUCUUGUGGGUGUAUCGAUUUCCAGUAGAUGUUGCAGAAUCUGUCUCCAUCACCGUUGUUGACAACAUCUUUGUCGUGUUGGAACUUGGAAGUAGCUUACCUCCACCUCAUCUUGAUUGUACCUUAACCCUGCUUAGUCAGCUUAUACACCUUAGAAUGCAUAAGAAAAGAAA